Molecule: messenger RNA, 1044 nt
Organism: Neospora caninum
Lineage: Eukaryota; Apicomplexa; Conoidasida; Eucoccidiorida; Sarcocystidae
Product: putative exosome complex exonuclease
Exons: 5
Coding region: 1-1044 (347 amino acids)
Biological process (GO): exonucleolytic trimming to generate mature 3'-end of 5.8S rRNA from tricistronic rRNA transcript (SSU-rRNA, 5.8S rRNA, LSU-rRNA); CUT catabolic process; U4 snRNA 3'-end processing
Cellular component (GO): cytoplasmic exosome (RNase complex); nuclear exosome (RNase complex)
Molecular function (GO): RNA binding
Source: RefSeq, a predicted model, not a curated record
AUGGUUAACCACACAGCCACAGACAACUUUCCGCCCUUAAGCGCCGCCGCUUCCUCCACGCGUCACUCCCGCCACGCCGCCUCCUCUUCCUCGUCUUCGUCUGCUCAAGCGGAUCGAGAACCGCGAGGGAGUCACAAGCGGUCGUGGGGGGAGGCUAUGCGAUGGUCGGUUGCCUCUCUUGAACGGGAGAGAGAAAGCGUUUUUCGCGGGGAUAUCCCGGGGCUUGGCGUGGUGGUGCCGGGCCAGCAGAUUGUUGUGGAAGAAGGAUGCAUGCGCGGACAUGGAACAUACGAAAAAGGGGGAAAAAUAUAUGCCGCUGUGUGCGGCAUCCUCGAAAAGGUGAAUAAACUGGUGUACAUCCGGCCCCUGCGGUCCCGGUAUCAGGGCAGCGUCGGCGACGUGGUUGUGGGGCGCGUCACAGACAUUCUGAACGGCAAGUGGCUGGUGGACGUGAACGCGGGACAGGCAGCAAAUUUGGCUCUCGCCGCGAUUUCCCUUCCCGAGCAGCGACGGCGACUCGACGAGGACAUGCUGGAAAUGCAAAACUUCUUCGUUGUCGGAGACGUCAUUUGCUGCGAGGUUCAACGCGUGCGAGCGGACGGGCAAAUUCUUCUACACACGCGAAGCGCACGCUACGGGCGACUGCUGAACGGCAUUUUCCUCGCAGUCGCGCCGCAACAGAUCCAGCGACAGAGACACCACAUUGUGCAGCUUUCGUGUGGAGUCCAAGUUGUUCUCGGCCUCAACGGGUAUAUUUGGAUCUCCUUGCCGCUGAAGACGUCGGCCAAAGACACACUGAACUAUGCGCAUGUGCAGACGACGCAGGAGAAGGUGUCGAAGGAGACGCGCCUGGCGAUCAGUCGCGUGCGCAACAUCGUCCUUUGUUUGGCGAAGAGCAAUUUCGACAUUUCCACGCAGGCCCUUGAACGCAUGUACGACAUUUCCGUCUCGAGGGGCUGGGAGGCCAAGGAUUUGGCGGACCCCGUCGUCAUGCAGGAACUCGUCGAGGCGUUUCUUGCGGCGCGCCUGGGCGAAGACGUCUAA